GAAAUGUUGAGCCAAUCACGGCUUUUCGGUGAUUCCAGUGAGGAUCUAGCACGACAGCCUAGAACCGGACCCGAUCCCGACAAGAAUAUCCUUUCUGAGUAGUCUUCUCGGGGUGUCUCCGGCAUGCGGACAUCAUGAAGCACUGCCCAGAGCUAGAAUUACCUGCGAUCUGACCAAGGGUGUACGUCUUCGAAACUUGAAAGACAUCAAGACCGGCCUUAACGUGCUGGUUACCUUUGAACACAACGCGGCUCUAAAUCUCUGAUCUCCUUUGUCGUUCAAAAGCAACACAAGAACACCAUGUUAACGUCGCCAACGGAGUCCGACUCCUAUUCCAGUCAAAAUGAAGAAUUUCGACUUGAGCAGGGGCCUUACACCCCUGAAAAACCGGUGAAAGUGAUCAUUGUUGGUGCUGGGAUUGCGGGCAUCGCAGCAUCGAUCCUUUUAACAACCAAAGUCCCCAACCUUUCAUAUGUCUUGUUUGAAAAGAACGGCUCGGUUUCCGGAGGCUGGACUCAGAACCGAUAUCCUGGUGUCCGUUGCGACGUACCCUCCCAUGCGUACCAACUAACCUUUGCUCCAAAUCCAAAUUGGUCAGAAUACUAUGCUCCUGGCGAAGAGAUCCGCAGAUAUUAUGAGGACGUUGUGCAAUACUAUGGCGUCGACAAGCAUCUAAAAUUGAAGCAUGAAGUUUUGAGUGCUGUUUGGAAUGACGAUACGGCAGAAUGGGAGGUAAUGGUGAGAAAUUUGACGACCGGGCAGGAAUUCCUUGAGAAGGCCGAUUUUUUUGUCUCAGCGCAGGGGAGAAUUAACAAGCCGAAGGCACCGGAGAUCCCAGGGUUGACGACUACCUUUCAAGGCCAUGUGUGUCAUACUGCAACCUGGGAUGAAUCAUAUGAUUUUUCUGGAAAGCGGAUUGCGGUUGUAGGCAAUGGCGCAAGCGGUAUACAAGUUCUUGUCAACCUGUUGUCUCGAGUGGAGCAUAUCAGUCACUUCGUUAGAUCUAGGCAAUGGGUGUUGCCUACCUUUGCUGCCGGAUUUAUUGAAGCCAAGUCAUCGCUACCUGGAGGGUAUGUCUUUACCAAAGCAGAGAAGGACAAAUUCGCGUCAGAUCCGAGAGCGUACCUUGAGUUCAGAAAAGGUAUUGAGAAGAGGCUGCAUCCUGGAAACAAGGGAGGUGUUGCAGGAAGUCCCGAGAAUGAAUCCAUCAAGCAAAGGUGCAUUGAGAGCAUGCGUGAGCGACUCGGUGGCGAUGAAGAAUGGCUUCGCCGGUUGCUCCCCAAUUAUGCUCCUGGCUGCAAACGAACCACACCGGCGCCUGGGUACCUGGAGGCUCUAUUAACGUCGCAGGUGACAUAUGUGGACACACCAAUCUCUCAUGCCACUUCGACUGGCUUGGUCGACCACCAGGGCACUGAGAGGCAUGUCGAUGCCAUCAUACUGGCAACAGGAUUUGAAAACGGGUUCCGUCCGCUGUUCCCGACCAUUGGUCGAAAUGGAGUCGAUCUGAACCGUCAAUGGGCACCUGAUGGUCCGAUAGGAUAUCCGGAGACCUAUUUUGGCGUAAUGGCGCCGGAAAUGCCCAACUAUUUCGCUGUGCUUCAAGCACAGAGCUAUGCCGUUGGCGGAACAGUGCCUUUGCAUUGUGAGUUAUCUGCCACAUACAUUGCAAAGGUCAUUCGCAAAGUUCAAAGCCAAGGUUACAAAUCGGUAGCGCCUUCUCAGGAAGCUACUGCAGAUUUCAACGAAUAUGUAGACCAGUACUUUGCGGACAAAGUCACAAGUGAUUCCUGCAACAGUUGGUUGAAGAAUGGAACGGGGAAGUCAAGGACGCUUUUUGGAUGGCCUGGCACGGGUCACCAUCGCAUCAACAUUUUGAAGGAGCCUAGAUGGGAAGACUUUGUGUUUCAGCGGUCGGAAACGGGAAGGAGGAAUAGGUACCACUAUUUUGGAAACGGCUCAACCGAGGAGGACGAAGCGAAGGAUCUGGAUGCGCUGACAGGGUACUUGGAAGAGGUCGGGAAGGUUGAUCUUGCCAGACUGCAUGAGAGGUAGAAAGAGAAUUGAGAAUUUGAGCAUCUCCUGAGCGAUUGGUCCUGCUGGUUGUUUCAAGACCGUGAGAUCACUUCCACUGGACAUGGUCUCCAUUCAAGCGACGCUCAAGCUUUCCCCUUGACUUUGCUCACGCCACCGUCGACCACCAAAUUCUGCGCAGUGACAAAUCCGGCACCGAGAAGGUACUCAAUUCCCUCGGUUAUGUCUUCCGGCCGACCUGCACGAUUGGUGGGGUGUGUUUCCACGUCGUCUUCGUCCAGCUCCCAUUCUUCUCCCUCCUUGUCUGCUUCGGGAUUUUCAUGAGUGACCUUGAUCCGACCAGGGGAGAUCAUGUUGACGCGGAUUCCAAAUGAUUGUAAGGACACAGCCAUGCUCUGAGUCAAGCCCAACAAAGCCGCUGUAGGGAAGUUAGCACGAGGGAGCUUGGGUAUGGGUGAUGGAGGGUACCUUUCGUUGACGCAUAGCCUUCCUGGUUUGGAUCCGAGAUGAAAGCGCGGAAACUGCUAACAUGAAUGAUGCAUGGUCCCGCUGUGCCCACAUUGGAUUCUGGAAGCUUGCUUUUCUCAUCCUCCUUUUCCACCUUCAUGUACGGAAUGCAGGCUUGAGACAUGACGAAUGGACCUGUGAGGUUGGUUUCGACGUAUGCCUGCCAUUGAUCCAGGACUGACUCGUCUGCCAUGGUCUUUCCAUCUUUCCAGUAUGGCGAGGAUAUUCCGGCAUUGUUGAUCAGGAAGUCAAUGCGGUUGUCGAGAAAAUUCGCCGCUUUCUUGAUGGUUGCACGAAUGUCGUCGACACUCCGGAGAUUGCAUUUUGACCAGCCUACCCGCUCAGCAUGUUCCUUCAGGUGCUCCUCGGCCGUGUAUCGGACAUUGUCUUCGUUGAUGUCGACAAUGUAAAUCUUGUGACCUUUGGAGGCAAAGUGUCUAGCGACGGCUCGGCCGAUGCCUGCAAGG
Molecule: messenger RNA, 3008 nt
Organism: Exophiala dermatitidis NIH/UT8656
Lineage: Eukaryota; Fungi; Ascomycota; Eurotiomycetes; Chaetothyriales; Herpotrichiellaceae
Product: cyclohexanone monooxygenase
Exons: 1
Coding region: 301-2055 (584 amino acids)
Source: RefSeq, a predicted model, not a curated record